AUGCAUCGUCAUCGAAGGUGGUGUGUCGCUCUCGUCCUCUUCCUCUUCCUCUCCGGAGCAGUCGCAAACAGUAGUCGAAUUGCUGAAACUCGACAAAGAGAAGAAAAGAAGGAGGACAAGAAGACACUCGCUUUCUCGUACGACACGAACGACAACAAAAGGGUAGCGUUGGGUGCGAGAUUUUUAGAAGACGAUCAGUUGGACUCCCAAGAAGAGUGCAUGAGAGAUGCGUUUUUUUCUAUUUUUAACCAACAUCAUCAUCACGGCGGCGGGCGUCGAUUCAAAGGAUCAGAAGAGGAUAUCUUCUGCGAACUUCUGGUGCAGGCGAAGGAUAAAGACGCGUUGAAAUGCCUCGUCGCGGUGAAUGCGGUCUCGUGUCGUCUGGAACGGUCUAAAGUAAAAAGCAGAUUGGGGAAAUGUAAUAAAAAGCGUUUCGAUGGUGGGUGCGAGAGGUGCGCGUUGAAACGAAUAGGAGGGUCAGACGACGACGACGACGACGACGACGACGACGACGGAAGAGAUGGUGAGGAUACAAAGAACAGCAAUGGACUGAAAGGACUGUUCAAGUUUCUGUUUUACGACGAGGACGAGGACGAGGACGACGACGACAACGAAAAUAACGCCGAUGGAAUGGACGAAGAGGAAGAGGAAGACGAAGACGAGACUACCCGUCGUAAUUUUUUCUCCGUUACGAAAGCAACAGAACUCAACAUGUAUUUUCAAGCGCUUUCGAGAGUAGAAUCAGAGUGCGCGCAACACGAGCAACGAUUCCGCGCGCUGAGAGCUUCGAGAGAAUUAUCCGAGUUUUUUAAACGAAUCGAACUUUCCGAGUUGGAAGCGAAAAAGAGCGUUGAAAAUUCAAUGGAAAGAUUACGAGCGAUGGAAUUUGAAAUCAAAACAUCAGUGCACGAGACGCUGUUAGAGACGCAAAACGUGCACAAUCAAACGCGCGAAAGACUCAACUUGACGUUAACACGUGUCCAAGAAGCACAAAACGCGGUAGAAAAAUUGACUGCGUUCGCAAAGGUACACUCUAUGCGAUUGAAAGAACUCGCGAUUACUUUCAAUCGCAUGCGAGACGCGCUCUCGAAAUCGAGUUUGGUUUUCUUCUUCUUCGUUUGGUGGUUCGUAUUUGGGACUUCUUUUGUGCCACACGCGUUGAGAACGUUUCUCAGAGAAAGUUUAAGACAGAUCUUAGGCGCCGUCUUGUGUAGUCACGCGAUUGAAAUCGCCCUCGUGCCUCGAUUUGUCGAGUAUUAUUACCGUCAGCAGUAUCAAAUCAAGGAAACGGCGGAAGAAGAACGAGAGGAAGACAUCGACAUCGAACUUCUCAUCGCGCAAGCCACGCAACUCGUCCGCGUGACCGUAGCCACUACCGUCGCUGUACGAAGCAUACGAACCACGAUGCUAAAAAACAAACGAGAGAAAUCGCGUUUGCUCGAACAAGAAGCUUUCGCGAGCAGUUUGCGCCGAGUCGAAACCGACGUGCGCGCUUUGCUCGCAGAACGACGAGGACGAGAAGAAGAACAAGAAGAAGAAGUAAAAAGAGGAAGAAGAGGACGAGUUGUGGUCAAAGCCUUGUUACCACCAUCGAGAAGACAAGAAGACGAUUCAGACGAUUCAGACGAGAUCUCAGAGAAGACCAAGAAGACCAAGAAGACCAAGAAGAAAAUGAAAGAGGAUUUUAAGGAGGAGAUAAAAAUAUCGCGCCUGACGGUGUACCCGUUGAAAUCGUGCAAAGGCAUCGACGUGAAGCGCGCGCGUUUGACCGAAACUGGAUUCGAGUGGGACAGAUGCUUUUGCGUGAUCGAUAAAGACGGGGAAUUUAUCAGUCAGAGAACUGUUCCUGAGUUGGCGUUGGUUGAAACCGAGUUUCGCGGGGCCAUCUUUGAGGAUGAUGAAGAGGAUGAUGAUUUUGAUGAUGAGAACAGUACGAUGGAACGAGUCAUGAGGGAGGAUGUGAACGACGACGGGGUAAACGACGUAAACGAGACUGAAUCGAUGAUGAAAGAUGCGAAAUUAAUUCUGCGAAGUCCAAACUGCGCGGACGAGUGCGAAAUUCCUCUGCUGGCGAGAAAAGAGGACAUGUCUGGCGAGGUGGAAUGUUCGGUGUGGGACUACUGCGGCGUUCACUUGGCGGAGAGCGACGCGGUGAACGAGUGGAUAUCGAGGGCGAUAAGAGUGCCCGGGGCGAAAAUUGUUCGUUGGAUUGGAACCGGAGGGAUACCGGAACGGUUUAAUAAGUACGUUUCGACGAGCGAUCGCAAAUCGAGACCGAAAAGGCCUUUAGACGAGCGAUACGCGAAGAACGGCGGCGAGACGGCGUUUAGCGACGGGUACCCCGUGUUGUUAGCCCACGAGUCCAGUCUCGACGAUUUGCAAAAGCGCGUGGUCAUGGGGAAAGAGCUGUUCAAUUUAGCCGGAAGCGAAGUGAAAAUGAAUCGCUUUCGACCGAACGUGGUUGUUUCCGGAGGUAAAGAGUGGGCAGAGGACAAGUGGUUAAAGAUAGAAACACGCGCGAGAAAGAGCAAGAGCGAUGGCGGCGGCGGCGGCGGCGAACGCGGCGGAGAUGAAGGUGGUCUUUCUUGGGACCUCGUCAAACCGUGUUCUCGGUGUACGAUCCCGGAUAUAAACCAAGAAACCGGCAUCUUCGAUAAAAACCGCGAAGUCUCUCGCGCGUUGCAAAAAUUCCGCUCCGGGACCGUUCUAAACAGCCAAACCAAAUCGUGGGCGAACGAAGUCUUCUUCGGGUGGAACAUGAUUACGAGCGCGCCAGGCGGCGGCGGUUUGAAAAUAUCCGUCGGAGACGUCGUGACUGCGAAAGAGCUCAGACCAAAUCUCAGUGGUGGUGGUGGUUUCAUGUAG
Bathycoccus prasinos is the source of this 2865-nucleotide messenger RNA. RefSeq names its product MOSC domain-containing protein. Gene Ontology annotation, molecular function: molybdenum ion binding; catalytic activity; pyridoxal phosphate binding. NCBI's taxonomy places the organism in Eukaryota, Viridiplantae, Chlorophyta, Mamiellophyceae, Mamiellales, Bathycoccaceae. The record is from RefSeq and is a predicted model, not a curated record. Bases 1 to 2865 code for a protein of 954 amino acids. The transcript is spliced from 2 exons.